This is a messenger RNA of Halichondria panicea, 1195 nucleotides long. Its product is annotated as kelch-like protein 40. Bases 162 to 1133 code for a protein of 323 amino acids. The transcript has 2 exons. NCBI's taxonomy places the organism in Eukaryota, Metazoa, Porifera, Demospongiae, Suberitida, Halichondriidae. Gene Ontology annotation, molecular function: protein binding. The record is from RefSeq and is a predicted model, not a curated record.
CUAUAAUCACUCCAAUAUAAGAGUCAAAUUAGAAUAGUUUGUGUCCCACAGGAUCGAUACUGGUUUUGUUGCUAUGGUAACCUUGUAACCUUAUCGUCUGGCAUUAACAUGUGAUUAGGGUUAUUCCAAAUUCCCUUAUUUAAUAGACAAUCAUUCAUUACAUGGAACACAAGUUAUUGACUCUCUGUAUUCUCCAGUCCCUACAGGUUCAGUUGUCCUACAGUCAGUGCUCUGAGGCUCCAAUGAAGAUGAAUGUUGGGCGAGCGGUAACCAUCAAUGGCAAGGUCUACUAUGGUGGAGGAAUCUGUGAUUACGAUGAUGACGAGUGCUGUGUCCGCUGUUACGAUCCGCCACAAGACGUCUGGUCAACUCUGCCCAGACUUCCUGUAUACUAUUUUGGUCUAGGGCAGGUCAAAGGUGAACUGGUAGCAGUUGGCGGUAUGGAUUCAUCUCGCUCUAGAUCCAACGUGGUACAUGUGUUUAACAAAGGAAGGAACUGGAAACUGACGAUCCCACCCAUGCCCACAGCGAGGGAUUCACCAGCAGUCGUUAGUCUCCCAACACAUCUGGUCGUAGCAGGAGGUGUGUUGGACGAUGGCGACUUCACUGAUAACGUUGAGAUCUACAACAUCAGCACCUCCCAGUGGAGCGAGACAGACAGACUACCGUAUGCUUGUUAUGACCAAAGAGGAAUUGUCUACAACAACACAGUGUACCUAAUGGGGGGAAGUGACGGCAAUUUUCUAAACAAGGUGUGUGGUGCUCAAGUCGACAAGCUCAUCUCAGCAGACCGACAGGAUGAUGGGAGUGCCAACAAAGCCGACUCUGUCUGGAAUACAAUAUCCAACACACCGUCUUACUGUUCCUCCCCUGUAACGAUAUUCGACACCCUCUUUGCUGUUGGUGGAGAGGAUAGUGAAGGUGAAGUCACUCAAAGGAUCUACUCCUACUCGUCCUCGAUGGACUCCUGGCUCUACGUUGGUGAUCUACCAUCUCCUAUAGCAGACGCUGCCUCUGUGUCACUGUCUCCAACAGAGUGCCUUAUGAUUGGGGGAUGGAACAAAGAAAGAGAAACACAAUCUACCGUGCAUAAAAUUAGUAUCAAAAUUAAAAGUGCAACAACUAUUUCUUGAUUAUUGUUGUGGAUAAUAAUAUUUUGUAUGGCUAAAAGUUAAUGUUGAUUUUUGAGUGAAAA